This is a messenger RNA of Hibiscus syriacus, 2475 nucleotides long. Its product is annotated as probable acyl-activating enzyme 16, chloroplastic. The transcript is spliced from 18 exons. NCBI's taxonomy places the organism in Eukaryota, Viridiplantae, Streptophyta, Magnoliopsida, Malvales, Malvaceae. Gene Ontology annotation, biological process: fatty acid elongation. The record is from RefSeq and is a predicted model, not a curated record. Gene Ontology annotation, molecular function: long-chain fatty acid [acyl-carrier-protein] ligase activity. The coding region runs from base 120 to 2393 and encodes 757 amino acids. Gene Ontology annotation, cellular component: chloroplast.
CCCACGAUUUCCAUUAUUGGUGCUUCAAUCUUCAAGAUUCCCAUUCACCUACCCACUUCACUCCCUUUGCUACUCUCUUUCAAAUUUCAAUCAAUUGAAGCUUUUGGUUUCUUUCAAAAAUGUUGGGAACUUCGAUAAAUCCGAUCAAAUCAUCUUCUCCUUCUUCUUUAACCUCUGCUUCUUUUGAAAAGAGAAUGUCGGUCAUGCCGCCUUCGUCGGCGACGAUUUGCUUAGAUGAAUCGAGGUCUACUCGUCGGUUCCGUUUACCGCUGAAUAGAUUGCAGUGCUCCGGCACUUUGGGUACCAUGCACCUCUCCGGCGUCAAGUUCAGUGUCUCCAGAGGAUCGAAAUUUCGCGUUUUCUGUGAAUCGAAGACACAAGAGUUGCAGAUCAGAAGGUGUUCACCUUUACUUGAAAAAUCAUCAUUGUCAAGUAAUGGUGCACUGGUAUCGGAUGAAUGGAAAGCAGUCCCCGACAUUUGGAGGUCUUCAGCUGAGAAGUAUGGUGAUCGAGUAGCAUCGGUGGAUCCAUAUCAUGAUCCGCCAUCUACCUUGACUUAUAAACAGUUGGAGCAGGAAAUAUUGGACUUUGCUGAAGGUUUAAGGGUUAUUGGAGUAAAGCCAGAAGAGAAGUAUUCACUUUUUGCUGAUAAUUCGUGCCGGUGGCUUGUUGCUGAUCAAGCUAUAAUGACAACAGGAGCGAUUAAUAUUGUCAGAGGGUCAAGAUCAGCUGUGGAAGAGCUUUUACAGAUAUACAAUCAUUCUGAAAGUGUUGGGCUUGUUGUUGACAAUCCUGAAUUUUUCAAUCGUCUUGCCGGGAAAUUUUGUUCCAAUGCAACAAUGAGAUUUAUUGUUCUACUUUGGGGGAAAAAAUCACGCCUGGCCAACAAUGAAACACUUGGUGUACCUGUAUUCAGUUAUGAGGAGGUUGUGAAUUUAGGAAGAGAGAACCGUGCUGCCCUUAUCGAUUCUCUUGAUGCUAGAAAAGGUUACAAAUAUGAAGCCAUCAGCUCAGCUGAUAUUGCUACUCUCGUAUAUACAAGUGGAACCACUGGUAAUCCAAAAGGUGUUAUGCUUUCACAUAAAAAUUUAUUACACCAGAUAGAAAAUUUGGGGGUUCUUGGACCUGCUAAACCAGGGGAUAGAUUUCUAAGUAUGCUUCCUACUUGGCACAUGUAUGAGCGAUCUUGUGAGUAUUUCCUAUUUACUCGUGGAAUUGAGCAAGUCUAUACAACCGUGAGAACUUUGAAGGAUGAUUUGAGAAAUUAUAAGCCAGAUUACAUGAUUUCUGUACCUUUAGUGUAUGAAACACUCUAUAGUGGGAUUCAAAAGCAGACCUCUACGAGCCCCAAUGCUAUUAAAUUAAUGGUACUUUCAUUCAUAAGGAUCAGCUUGGCAUAUACAGAGUUGAAGAGAAUUUACAAGGGACUAUGCCUAACAAACAAUCCAAAGGAACCUUCAUAUGUUGUAGCCAUGUUAGAUUACUUAUGGGCUAGAGUGAUUGCUGCAUUAUUGUGGCCAUUGCAUGCAUUAGCUACGAAGUUUGUCUAUGCAAAAAUCCGCUCUGCUAUUGGAAUACAAAAGACUGCCAAAAGCGGAGGUGGAAGUUUGCCGACACAUAUUGAAAAGUUUUAUGAGGCAAUUGGUCUAGAAGUAGAAAACGGAUACGGUUUAACAGAAACAGCCCCUUGUAUUGCUGGUCGACGACCUUCCUAUAAUGUUCUUGGUUCUGUUGGGCAUCCAAUUCCCCUCACAGAAUACAAAAUUGUAGAUCCAGAAACCGAUGAAAUCCUCCCACCUGGUUCCAAGGGCGUUAUCAAGGUUAGGGGGCCGCCAGUGAUGAAAGGUUACUAUAAGAAUCCAUUGGCUACGAGGCAAGCCAUAGAUGAAGAUGGUUGGCUAAACACUGGUGAUCUAGGUUGGAUUGCUCCUCAUCAUUCAGUAGGACGAAGUCGACGAUGCGGAGGUGUGGUGGUUUUCGAAGGACGCGUCAAGGACACUAUUGUUCUUUCUUCCGGUGAAAAUGUUGAACCUUUAGAGAUUGAAGAAGCUGCCAUGAGGAGUGCUCUUAUUCAACAGAUUGUUGUCAUCGGCCAGGAUCAACGACGCCUUGGCGCUAUCGUUGUCCCAAACAAAGAUGAAGUUCUCCUGGUAGCAAAAAAUGCAUCUAUUGUAGAUUCAGAUGCCGUCAAUCUCAGCAAGGACCAAAUUACAAGCAUGCUAUAUGACGAAUUGAGAAAAUGGACAUCUGAGUGUUCAUUCCAAAUCGGACCAAUCCUUGUUGUGGAUGAACCUUUUACGAUCGAGAGUGGCUUAUUGACCCCAACCAUGAAAAUCCGAAGAGACCGAGUUGUGGCUCAAUACAAGGAGGAAAUAGCCAAUCUCUUCAUGUAGUUUCGUUUUUUGUGAAAACAUGACUAUUGUUGAAAACUGCAAUAAGAUUAGUAAUGUGAGUUAUCCUCCAUAUUGGUAGCAU